UCAAAGUUAUUAAAAGGAAUCAUUCAUUUUUGAUUAGAAAUUAUUUAUUUGUUUUUCAUUUUCGGAUCAGAUAAUCAUUUCAAUAUAACUUUUACAAUAUAUUCUGAUAUCUGAAUAAUAUCUUCUAGUCAUGUUUUCUUUACGAACGAUUUCGUCAUUAUGGCGAACAUCGAAAACCGAUUUAAUUGUUCAAUGUCAACAACAAAAACAACAAUUAUCUUCGGCAACAUUUACCGUACAUCCAUAUAAAUUACAUCGAAUUGAUGAAGGUCCAUCCACUGAAGUUACCUGUACACGUGAUCAGGCAAUUAAUUAUUAUCGAGAAAUGACAACUAUACGUAGAAUGGAAGCAGCAGCAAAUGCAUUAUAUAAAGAAAAAGCUGUUCGAGGUUUUUGUCAUCUUUAUACCGGACAAGAAGCUGUUGCCGUUGGAAUUGAAGAUGCCAUUACGAAAAAAGAUGCCAUAAUCACUGCCUAUAGAGCUCAUGGUUGGACUUAUUUACGUGGCGCAUCGCUUGUUGGUGUUUUAGCAGAAUUGACUGGUCGUGAAACAGGUUGUGCCCGAGGUAAAGGAGGUUCAAUGCAUCUUUAUUGCGAUAGAUUCUAUGGUGGAAAUGGAAUAGUAGGUGCACAAAUACCAUUAGGUGCUGGUAUAGCAUUGGCACAAAAAUAUACAAAUUCUGGUGAAAUUACAUUGGCUCUUUGUGGUGAUGGUGCAGCAAAUCAAGGACAAGUAUAUGAAGCAUUCAAUAUGUCAGCACUGUGGAAAUUGCCCGUUAUUUUUGUUGUUGAAAAUAAUGGCUACGGUAUGGGAACUUCAGCUGAAAGAGCUUCUGCUUGUCCAUUAUUUUAUACACGUGGUGAUUAUGUACCCGGUAUUUGGGUUGAUGGUAUGGAUGUUUUAGCCGUACGACAAGCAACAGAAUUUUUAGCCAAAAUGUGUCGCGAUGGUCAAGGACCAUUCGUUAUGGAAGCAUCAACUUAUCGUUAUUUUGGACAUUCAGUAUCUGAUCCAGGUACAAGUUAUCGUACACGUGAUGAAGUACAAGAAAUUCGUCGUUCACGUGAUCCAAUUACAAUGUUUAAAGAAAAUAUUAUACAAGCUGAACUUGUUACCAGUGAUGAAUUGAAACAAAUUGAUGUAGAUAUUCGUAAACAAGUUGAUGAAGCACAACAAAAAUCUAGAACAGAUCCAGAAUUACCAAUUGAACAUUUAUAUCAUGAUGUAUAUGCAAAUAUGAUUGGUAAUGAUAUACGUGGUAUAACACCAUUUCAACGUCAUAAACAUCAGAAUACAUCGAAACCAUGUAAUAUUACAAUCUGAAAAAAACAAAAUGCUUUAUAAAUCCUUUAUAAUCCUAUCAUCAUCAUCAUUAUUCGAUAAAAAUCUUAUCAUUGUUUUUUUUUCUCUCUCACAAUCAUCCAUUCUACUUAUACUGAUACUGAGAUUUGUUUUUUUUCUCUCAAAAAUAGCUUAAAAAAUUUCGUUAAUUUUGUUGUUGUUGUUAUAAU
Molecule: messenger RNA, 1512 nt
Organism: Dermatophagoides pteronyssinus (European house dust mite)
Lineage: Eukaryota; Metazoa; Arthropoda; Arachnida; Sarcoptiformes; Pyroglyphidae
Product: pyruvate dehydrogenase E1 component subunit alpha, mitochondrial-like
Biological process (GO): pyruvate decarboxylation to acetyl-CoA
Cellular component (GO): intracellular membrane-bounded organelle
Molecular function (GO): pyruvate dehydrogenase (acetyl-transferring) activity
Source: RefSeq, a predicted model, not a curated record